AUAAGCAACUGAGGAAUGAGAAACCACACAGAAAUAACAGAGUUUAUCCUCCUGGGAUUGUCAGAUGACCCACAGCUUCAGGUGGUGAUCUUUGUCUCUCUGCUCAUCACCUACCUGCUCAGCAUCACUGGCAACCUGACCAUUAUCACCCUUACCCUGCUGGAUUCUCACCUCCAGACCCCCAUGUAUUUCUUCCUCAGAAACUUCUCCUUAUUAGAGGUUUCAUUCACAACUGUCAGCAUACCCAAGUUCCUGGGCACCAUGAUGACUGGAGAUAAAACCAUUUCCUUUAAUGACUGCAUUGCUCAGCUAUUUUUUUUCAUUCUCUUGGGAGUCACUGAAUUUUACCUUCUGGCCGCCAUGUCCUAUGACCGUUACAUUGCCAUCUGCAAACCUCUGCAUUACAUGACCAUCAUGAAUCACAGAGUCUGCAUACUCCUUGUCUUCUCUUCGUGGCUAACGUCAUUCUUAAUCAUAUUCCCCGCACUCAUGUUGCUCCUAAACCUUAAUUACUGUAGGUCUAAUAUUAUUGACCAUUUUACCUGUGAUUAUUUUCCCCUGCUGCAACUCUCCUGUUCAGACACAAAAUUCUUAGAGGCGCUGGGGUUUUCCUGUGCUGUGUUCACUUUAAUGUUCACUUUGGCCUUGAUAUUUCUGUCUUACACAUAUAUCAUCAGAACAAUUUUAAGAAUUCCUUCUACUAGUCAGAGGAAAAAGGCCUUUUCCACAUGUUCAUCCCAUAUGAUUGUCAUCUCCAUCUCCUAUGGCAGCUGCAUUUUCAUGUACAUUAAUCCAUCAGCAAAAGACACAGUGUCUCUGAGCAAGGGAGUUGCUGUGCUAAACACCUCAGUGGCCCCCAUGCUGAACCCAUUUAUUUACAGCCUAAGGAAUCAGCAAGUCAGGCGAGCCUUCAUGGACAGGGCAAGGAAGAUUGUAUUUUUCUCCGGAUAACGAAAGGCUGUGGUCAUGAAUUAGCCACAUACCACAUGGCAAUUUAAAAUAUACAAACAUGAAAUUCAAGGAAUUCUUCAAGUCACAAUGGCCUUCCUGUUUCCUUAUUCAUUCUUUGUUUCUUUCUAACAAUUAAGAAGCACCUUUAAUAUA
Molecule: messenger RNA, 1104 nt
Organism: Neofelis nebulosa (Clouded leopard)
Lineage: Eukaryota; Metazoa; Chordata; Mammalia; Carnivora; Felidae
Product: olfactory receptor 6C1
Exons: 1
Coding region: 16-951 (311 amino acids)
Biological process (GO): G protein-coupled receptor signaling pathway
Cellular component (GO): membrane
Molecular function (GO): olfactory receptor activity; G protein-coupled receptor activity
Source: RefSeq, a predicted model, not a curated record